AUGGAACGGCCUCCUUCAGAUGGCAAUGCGACGCAGUCCAACGGUACUGGUUCGGCGGAGAGUGCUGGCGGGGAAAUUCGCAAGGCGAAUGGAUACGCCCGCACUGAUGACUACGCGGAUUCCCCAGCAAAGAGGAUUAAGUUAGAUGGGCAGUUGGUGUCUGAUUCGCAAACAACCCUGACGAACAAAGUUGAGAGGAAGAAAGGCGUUGCGCCCAUAAAAAAAGAAUAUCUCAUUGAGAUCUCUCCUGGCACGACCCAGCUUCCCCCGGGGACUGUUCCGGAUGACGAUGCGGCCGAAGCCGCCAAACACCACGAACAAGCAAGUGAUACCAAAUCAAGGGCGAAGCGUGCGAAGAAAGGGGGGCAAAAUGUGAACCGCAAAUUUGGACGUUCUCAGGAUGAGAAGCAGCUUUGCCAAACCGUUGCCUAUCAUUCCGAAUUCUCGCCGGAUCCUUGUCCAUGGGGAACAUCAUGUAAAUUCGAGCACGACAUUCGGAAAUAUCUCAAGGAGUACAAACGGGCAGAUUUGGAUGCUUUUGGCGGCGUUUGUCCUGUAUGGGAGGCCAAAGGAAGAUGUCCUGCUGGUUGGAAGUGUCGGUUCGUCGGAUCUCACAUGACUGAAAGGGAAACGAAGGAUGGUAGAAAGGAAUUGGCUCUGGUUGAAGAUUUCACUCGAAUGAAAAAUCCGGCUUCGACGAACGGAAUUGGAAUUGAUGGAGCAGUUAACGUUGUUUCGACGGAGGAUAAACUUUCUCUUGCCAAGAGGAGAUAUAAAACACCCAAGGCUGAUUCCUUCACUUCUUGGCUUGAUAAGGUCUCCAAGGAAGUUGAAAAGAACCUGCACGGACGAAAUCAGGAUGAAGCAGCUCCAGAGCCUGAAAAACCAAAUGGCCGGGAUGCUUCCGAUCUAAGAGAUGAGAAGGAAGAGAACAGGGCACGAUAUACGGAACCUCCGUUUCUCCCUUCGGAAAAGAGACGAGUCUACUUUGGCCCGGAAACCCCUGUCCUGGCCCCGCUCACAACCCAAGGGAAUCUACCCUUCAGACGCCUCUGCGUUGACCUGGGCGCCCAACUCACCUACUCUGAAAUGGCCAUGAGCAUGAACUUAGUGCAGGGCUCAAAAUCCGAGUGGGCACUCAUGAAAGCGCAUGAAUCCGAGACAUUACCUCCAACCGUCAAUCCAAAUCAGACUAUAGUGAAAGACUACGACAAUUCUCGUGACCUUAAGUUUGGAGCUCAGAUCACAGGAAACAAGCCAUGGGUGGCUUUGAAAGCCACUGAGGCGCUGACGGCAUUGUGUCCACAGCUCCGUGUCAUCGACAUGAACUGCGGAUGUCCCAUCGAUAUGGUUUUCAGAGAAGGUUCUGGAUCGGCUCUUCUCGACCAUGCCUCGAAGUUAGAGAAAAUCCUAAGGGGUAUGAACGCCGUAUCCGGAGAGAUCCCCAUUACGGCGAAAAUCCGAAUGGGUACUAAAGAUUCAAAUCCUAACGCUACCAAAUUGAUUGAGAGGCUGGUCCUGGGUGGUGUCGAAUCUCACGAAAUCGGACAGGGACCCGCGGGCGUGGCUGCAAUCACUCUGCAUGGACGCAGUCGCCAGCAGAGAUACUCACGCCAGGCGGACUGGGGGUAUAUCGGCCAGUGCGCAGCACUAGUCAAACGACUCAACGAGCAAAUCAAUAGCGGAACAGAUACCGCCAAAGAAGCCGACGCACGAUACCAGUCAUCUGCGGGUAAAGUGUUCUUCCUCGGAAACGGUGACUGCUACUCGCACGGUGAUUACUUCAACGGAAUUCGGGAUUCGGGCGUUGACACGGUCAUGAUUGCGCGUGGCGCUCUGAUGAAACCCUGGAUUUUCGAAGAGAUCUCAAAGGGCCAGUAUCUCGACAAGUCAGCGACAGAACGGCUUGCGCUCGUGGAGAAGUUCGUGAAAUAUGGACUUGAAGCAUGGGGUUCCGAUGAGUAUGGUAUUGGUAACACGCGGCGAUUCUUGCUUGAGUACUUAUGUUUUACGCACCGGUAUAUACCCGUGGGACUGUUGGAGUAUCUCCCUCCCAGUAUCCAGGAUCGGCCACCCGCCUGGAAGGGUCGAAAUGAAUUGGAGACGCUGCUUGGAAGUGAUAAUUAUAAAGACUGGAUCAAGAUUUCAGAAAUGUUCCUGGGUCCAGCGCAUAAAGACUUCCAAUUCGAACCGAAGCAUAAGACAAAUAGCUAUGAAAUUGUUGCUGAGGGUUGA
Paracoccidioides brasiliensis Pb18 is the source of this 2235-nucleotide messenger RNA. Its product is annotated as tRNA-dihydrouridine synthase 3. The record is from RefSeq and is a predicted model, not a curated record. The transcript is spliced from 3 exons. Gene Ontology annotation, biological process: tRNA processing. Bases 1 to 2235 code for a protein of 744 amino acids. Gene Ontology annotation, molecular function: flavin adenine dinucleotide binding; RNA binding; tRNA dihydrouridine synthase activity.